UUAUCAAUAAUAAUUUUAAGCUUUUCUUGCUCUCUUCAAAUUGCUAAAAACUUGAGCUUUUAUGGAUUUGUUCCCACUUUGCCGCUUAAAAUUUUCAUCUUGAACUUCACCUGAAUCUGAUUUCAAGUAGUUAAAGAUUUUGCAGGGGAUGCAAUGGGAACUUUAAUAGCUUUGCUUUCGAUUGUGUUAACUCUGGUUAGCCUUCAAGGGGUAACAUGCCAUGGGGAGCAGCCUCUUUCUAGGAUUGCGAUUCAUAAUGUUGUUCUUGCCAUUGACAUUCAUGCUUCUAUUAAAGCUACUCCUUCAGUUCUCGGGGUUAAUGGGCAAAAUAAAGAAUGGGUUUCUCUAGAGUAUAGUGUUUCAAAUCCCUCUGCCGAUGAUUGGAUUGGGGUAUUUUCUCCUGGCAAUUUCAGUGCAUCUAGUUGCUCCCCUGAAAAUCCCAGAACAUUUCCACCAUUUCUGUGUACAUCACCUAUAAAGUAUCAAUAUGCCAGUUACUCUAAUCCUCACUACAAAGACACUGGGAAGGGAUCACUGAAGCUUCAAUUGACUAACCAGAGAUCAGACUUUUCUUUUUCCUUGUUUUCUGGUGGACUCUUCAGUCCAAAGCUGGUGGCUGUAUCAAACAUAGUUGCCUUUGCAAAUCCAAAUGCACCAGUAUAUCCACGUUUAGCACAAGGAAAGACAUGGAAUGAAAUGGCUGUGACAUGGACAAGUGGAUAUGGAAUCAAUGAAGCAGAGCCUUUCGUGGAAUGGGGUCCAAAGGGAGGACAACAGGGACAUAGUCCAGCAGGGACAUUGACAUUUGACCGUAGCAGCAUGUGUGGUGCACCGGCUCGAACUGUUGGAUGGCGUGAUCCCGGAUUCAUCCACACCAGUUUCCUAAAAGAAUUAUGGCCGAACACAAUGUAUACCUACAAGCUUGGUCAUAGAUUCUUAAAUGGCACGUAUAUGUGGAAUCAGAUGCGUCAAUUUAAAUCAUCUCCUUAUCCUGGUCAAAACUCUGUACAACGUGUUGUCAUUUUUGGGGACAUGGGAAAGGAUGAAGCUGAUGGCUCCAAUGAAUAUAAUCAGUUCCAACCUGGCGCUCUUAACACUACCAAUCAGCUUAUUAAUGAUUUAGAGAACAUUGACAUUGUAUUCCACAUUGGUGAUAUCUGUUAUGCCAACGGCUACAUUUCACAGUGGGAUCAGUUUACUUCUCAGAUUGAGCCAAUUGCUUCAACUAUACCUUAUAUGCUUGCUAGUGGCAACCAUGAGCGUGACUGGCCUGGUACAGGGUCAUUUUAUGGGAAUAUGGAUUCAGGUGGAGAAUGUGGUGUUUUAGUUCAGAAUAUGUUUUAUGUUCCCACAGUAAACAGGGAUAAGUUCUGGUAUUCUACCGACUAUGGUAUGUUCCGGUUCUGCAUAGCUGAUACAGAACACGACUGGAGGCAGGGAACCGAGCAAUAUAACUUUAUUGAACACUGUCUGGCAUCUGUAGACAGACAAAAACAACCGUGGCUGAUCUUCCUAGCUCAUCGGGUACUGGGAUAUUCUUCAGAUGCUUCAUAUGCUGAUGAAGGAUCUUUUGCAGAACCUAUGGGUAGGGAAAGCCUUCAAAAACUCUGGCAGAAGUAUAAAGUUGAUAUAGCUAUAUUCGGCCAUGUUCAUAACUAUGAAAGGACGUGUCCCAUUUACCAGAAUAUUUGUACAAACAACGAGAAACACUUGUAUAAAGGUGCCUUGAAUGGAACUAUACACGUAGCUGCUGGAGGGGCUGGAGCAAGCCUUUCAGAAUUUACCCCUAUCCAAACUAAAUGGAGUAUCUUCAGGGAUUAUGACCAUGGCUUUGUGAAGUUAACAGCAUUUGAUCAUUCAAAUCUGUUGUUCGAGUACAAAAAGAGCAGAGAUGGUAAAGUCUACGACUCGUUCAGGAUAUCUCGAGAUUAUAGAGACAUACUGGCCUGCACAGUUGACAGCUGCCCAAGCAUGACCCUUGCAUCUUGAUCAAUUUAGGUAAAUGCAUAAUUCAGUUCAAUUCUGACAUGCUAUACAGUCCAAUAUAUUUGUAAUCUUCAAAUCUACGAUCUCAAAAAGUAAAAAGGGUCAACACUUAUUUCUGCAAAUAUGAUAUGAAACCAUCUGGCUU
Solanum verrucosum is the source of this 2131-nucleotide messenger RNA. RefSeq names its product probable inactive purple acid phosphatase 1. Gene Ontology annotation, molecular function: metal ion binding; acid phosphatase activity. Lineage: Eukaryota; Viridiplantae; Streptophyta; Magnoliopsida; Solanales; Solanaceae. The transcript has 13 exons. Bases 154 to 1989 code for a protein of 611 amino acids. The record is from RefSeq and is a predicted model, not a curated record.